CCGCGAUAUAUUUCAAAACCGUCCACCCUUUCUGCCUACUUCAUACUGGAUCCUGGAGGAACUCCUCUUUCUUACUACUUGUUCAUCUUCACCCUUCAUCGCUGUUACCAAAUUUGUAGACGCAAGUUCGUCCAGAACUCUAAUCAGCAGCGUGAUUGCCUUAUCGAACCUUACGCCUUGGACCAUUCCGUCGCGCCCCUUCUUAUUACACGGCAACCCCUCCCAACCCAGAGCCUCUUCUUCUACCUCUUCAUAUUCAAUACACACACGCUUCUAAAUUUACCUGACUGUCUGUACCUCGGAUACAUCAUCGAGUACAUAGCAUCGCGUGCUUCACCAAAUCGACCCCAUCGAACUCGACUACCACCAUACCGACAAAGGCUGCUCAAGACGUCACAUCAUUCGCUUGCAGCUUGAUGAUAGAUCCUGUCUAGUCAAACUCAUCUCGAACUCGAUCGCUCCAGAGCGAUCCAGAAAUACCGUCACAAUGGUCUUCUGCGCAUACUGCGGGAAGUCCUUCACCAGGAAGGAACAUCUGGAGAGACAUAUCCCAAGCCAUACCAACGUAAAGCCACACCGCUGCAGUGCCUGCCAGCUUUCUUUUGCACGAAGAGAUCUUCUGCAAAGACAUCACUCAACAUACCAUGAGGCGCGGGACCCCAUGGAGCCAUUGCCUGGCGGCGUUCCCACAGUAGCGGGCCGGACACCAAUCGCUUGCCAAAAUUGCGCAAACGCAAAGACCGGCUGUGAUAAGAGAGUACCUUGCUCGCGUUGCGCAGAGAAGAACCUGCCUUGCGCAGCAAGAUUCGCUCGGAGAUCGUCAAAGGCCGCAGUCAGAGCUGCCCAAGCCAGCGCGGCUUUCCAACAGCAAAUGAUGCCGACUGUGCCCCAACCGCCACAGCCAGCUCAGCCUGUCGCCUUCAUGGACCUUGAUCCAACUAUGCCUAAGCAAGACUCACCUGGCAAGAUGUCAACUGGAUCUCCAAUCGCGACCAUGGACCCUCGCAUGAUGGAGGGCCCUGUGAAGAAGAGCUCACCAGCACAGUCGCACCCCAGUUCCGAUGACCUCCCAUCACCGCACAGCCGCGUAGAUGGACUCGACGAGUUUAUGCAGCUCAAUAGCGAUUUCAUCACGCCCGACACGAACUACCAAGAUAUGAUGGUCUGGCCUGAAUAUCCUCUGGAGCUCGAUAUGUACUCCAGUCAGCUACCGAUGUCGCGGCCCGACAUGUCGAUGCCUAGCUUCACAGAACUGAGCGACAUGUCUUCAAGCUCAGCAUCAGAGGCGAUGACUGCCUCGUCUUCGCGAGGAUCAAUCCACACCCGAAGUACCAGCAUCAUGUCCACAGCUGACUUUGACACCACAAUGAAGCCAGCUGAGCAAGCAUUGGGUAUGCCGAACGAAUCAGCGAUCCCAGAGUUCGAAGUGGUUAUUGCCGCGGAGGACUCAUGGCCGCUCGCUCGAUGCAAUCCCCCCAUCUAUUCCGGCACUUGCCCGAGAACGGCAAUCGUGCACUUAGAAUGCUUGGAGAGAAAGUCCAAGGAAGAUGGUACCUGGAGCUCGCUCGAGAAGUACCUAGAGAACGUCGACUGGGAUACCACCGAUGCCUCCGUCGUCCCUCUCACAUCUCGCACUCGCGACCGCAUGCUGGCCAUUACGCAGUCGUUCCUCCAAAAAGCGUUGGAUAUUCACCGAAGCGGACUUAACAACGGGUACUCCAAGACCGGCUACGCCACACCCAGCGAAUUCAACUUCAUCGUUCUGCCACCCACGAAGAUUCUCGAAUACUUCCUCCGCAGCUACGUUCGCAGCUUGCAGUACUACUAUCCCCUCAUUGUCGCAGGCUGCGUUGACCCCAACGAGAUGUUGCUGAACAACCAGGCAUCGACACUGCUACUCCUGUUGAUGAUCGCGCAAGGCGCUGCGGCAGUGCCGAUGGCGGAGGCGCGGUACCUUGCUGCUGGUCUUACAGAAACCUGUCGCAUCUCACUCUUCGAUAUCAUAGAGAAGGAUGUCGAGCUGUCUGCGGACCCCGUCGCCUUGAGGUGUGCGCUGCUCUUUACCCUCCAAGGUGCUUGGAGUGGUGACAAGUGGUUGAUGGACAUCUCGAUGGGUCAACGGGGAAUGUACUUGUCGAUGCUCAAACACGCCGGCAUGUUGGAGCCUCAACCAUCAAUGAUUCCUACGUUGAACAGCACGACAAGCACCGAGCUUCAAUGGCGGGCUUGGUUGCAUCGCGAGAUGCAGAACAGGCUCGUUUACAACUGGGUCAUGUGCGACCAAGAGCUCAGCCUGUUCCAUGAUACCCCGCCACAGCUGGCCAUCACCGACCUGCAAUGCCCGCUCCCCAGCCCCGAGGCUCUUUGGCUUGCGUCCAACUCGGAGCAAUGGUUCGCAAACGUCCAGAAUCUCUACGGCUGCACUGCGAAUGUCAACCCGCAGCUUCUGUCUAGCCCUUCCCUCACUCCCUCUCUUUGCGAGCUUUUCCAGGACUUUCUCCACGACAACCUCUCCCGCCGCCAAGCUGGCCUGUCUCCUCAACAGCUUCGCCUUCUCCUUCACCCCCUCCAGUCCCUUCUCUGCCACCUCAGGCAAAUGCUCUCUUGCUUCCCCGAUGUUCUCUCCACCCGUCGCGCGACUUCAAGGACCGUGACCAAGUCGAGCACCAUGCUCCGCCUGGAAGAGGUUCAAGCACUUCUGCAGAAGUGGUACGAGCUCACCAUGGUGUACUACAAGAGCAACCCCAACUGCACGACUACGCGCUGCAACCUGGUUCUCUAUCACCUCAUCUCCCUCAACGCCGUCACCAACUUCCCAGAGAUCGAGCGUCUUGCCCGCCGCGACGGCUUCGACGGGUCCUACUGGGAGUUGAGCCUGCGCCACAAGCGCUGUGUCUACAACCGCGAGGAGGCCGUCUUCCACUGCGGCCAGGUCAUGCGUCUCCUGCGCUCUAUGCCCGCCGACCGCCGCCCUUGCUGGUGGGCCGCCGGUGUAUACCGCGCGACUCUCAUCCUCUGGGCCGACAGCGUCGCACGCCUCGACCCCAACUUCCAAAAGGCCCAGCAGGCUCAGCAGCAGUCCUCGUCACCGUCUUCUCAGCACCAGGGUCAAAGUCCCGAGCAUCUUAGCGGCGCUGGCGCCGCUAAUGCUGCCGCGGGCGGACAGCACGGCAGCGCAAAUGUCGUCGCGAUUGACCAGGUCACACCGGAAGACCCGUCCGUCAUCUCCUACCUGUGGAGCGGGGGCGACGGAAUCGCCAUCCUCACCCGCCGCGACGGCACCACCCUGGGCCUGGACAAGCCUGCGGAGGUCAUCAACUACGGCAUCAUCGCCAUUGAAGAAGGCGUCACCUGCCGUGUCGGCGAUGGUAUCAGGCGCAAACUCAUCACUCUCAACAACAACUGGAACGUGGAUGGCCUUGCCAAUACGGCCACCGCGUAAGAGGUCAUUAGCCUCGUCCAUUCUCUGAACAUCCUUUCAACCACAAAAAGUAUCUUUUAUCUUCUCACUAUGUUGUUUCCCUCAUACACUUGGAUAUAUGGCUCUUGUUGAUAACCGUCCUUACACUGUACAAUUUUCUCUUUGCAUUUCUUCACUCGGCGUUUAUGGGUUAUGAUGAUGGGUACAUUGGGGGAGAACGCAUGAACAUGACGGAUGAAGACACGUCCUUCAUCGACGAAUUGGGAAAUACGUACGAGGUCACUGGCGUUCUGCAAACAAAGCAGCGAUCAGCCUGAUGAGCUUUGGCGUACAUUUUUCUUGCUUUCCAUAUGAUUUCGUCCAUUAUCUAGAUACCUCAGGCCAUUGGUCAUGACAGGGAGGGCCUUCACUUCUUAGCGACAUGUAUUUUAGUCACUUUUACAAAUUACAAGCUUUAACUUGGAG
Colletotrichum phormii is the source of this 3886-nucleotide messenger RNA. RefSeq lists its product as uncharacterized. Gene Ontology annotation, molecular function: DNA-binding transcription factor activity, RNA polymerase II-specific; zinc ion binding; DNA binding. Gene Ontology annotation, biological process: regulation of DNA-templated transcription; DNA-templated transcription. The record is from RefSeq and is a predicted model, not a curated record. The transcript has 4 exons. Lineage: Eukaryota; Fungi; Ascomycota; Sordariomycetes; Glomerellales; Glomerellaceae. The coding region runs from base 488 to 3442 and encodes 984 amino acids.